Messenger RNA from Lactuca virosa, 627 nucleotides. NCBI's taxonomy places the organism in Eukaryota, Viridiplantae, Streptophyta, Magnoliopsida, Asterales, Asteraceae. The record is from the annotation of a GenBank genome assembly.
AUGGUCCUCUGUUUGAAGAAUAUAAGAAAAUCAGGUCGUGUCCCGGACCAUGACAAGGCGGUGAUGACCACCCCCCCUAAGAUGACAUCAAUUUGUAUCCAUUACCCACACGUAUCCCGCACCAUGGUCCCCACGGCGAGCGCACAUGAACGGAAUCCAUAUCUCGACCUAUUUAUCUGCUUCGCUCCUUCUAUUACAAAUCGAUUGGAGAAUGAAGGUUACUAUGGAGGUGUACGUCUGCUUAUGGCAACUUGUAAAGUUUUUACCAAAUACUGCAAAGAACAGGGGAUCGAUCUUCACAACAACAACUUUUCUCUUUCAUAUGAAACCAACAUCCCUCUUCAGGAUUUUGACAAGGACAAGAUGGAUAAAUGUGGGCAUGGAAAUUACACAGAGUUGGAUACAAGUCUUCUUCCACUUCUUCAUCUCAUCUAUGCUGAAAAUCCAAGUGAUUCUGGAAAGGUGCAUAGCACAGUUCGACAAAGAUGGCUAGAUAGAGACAAGUUUCUAAUAUCAUCAAUGGAGGAAGUGGCAAACUUAGCUCUUGAAGGAAAACCAGCUUUACUUGAAAAAGAUUAUUCUAAACUUGCUACCCUUAUGAAUCAAAACUUUAAUCUACGGAGGUAA